This is a messenger RNA of Meleagris gallopavo (turkey), 1805 nucleotides long. The record is from RefSeq and is a predicted model, not a curated record. Lineage: Eukaryota; Metazoa; Chordata; Aves; Galliformes; Phasianidae.
GCGCCAGGAGCUCUUCACCGUCGCCGCCAAGGCCCUCUGCGAUCCCCAGAGCGGUGUCUUCCGCCACUUCUCCUCCAAGCUGGUCUGGUUCCCCACGCAGGCGUCAAGCCACGGCGACACCUUUCUGCUGGCUGGCACCCUCUUGGGAAUGGCCAUAUAUAACCAUUGCCAUACUCCCUUCCCCUUCCCCAGGGCUCUCUUCAAGAAGAUGCGGGAUGUAGAACCGACCCUGGAGGACCUGGAGGAGCUGAUGCCAGCAGUCGGCAGGAACCUUAAGAAUAUUUUGAAGGAAGAAUCUGAGCAUAAGCUUGAAAGCCUACAGAUGACUUUCGUGCUAAUGGAAGAAGGAGGUUCUGUGGUAGAGCUUAAAGAAAAUGGUGCCAACAUUCUUGUCACUAUGCAUAACAGGAAGGAAUUUGUUGACUUGUAUGUGAAUUACAUGUUGAAUGAAUCAGUACAGAAGCCAUUUGAAGACUUCAUGCGAGGUUUUUCAAGAGGCUGCCCAGCUGAAAGCUGGAAGAUGUUUCUCCCUGUUGAGCUCUCGAUUCUUCUCCUGGGACACACAAAUUAUGACUGGCAUCUGCUGAAGAAGAAUGCAAAAUACGUGUACUACAAACAGUCACAUCAAACCAUCAUGAAUUUUUGGACUGUGUUUCACAAGCUCCCAGAAGAAAAAAAGAAAAAGUUUCUUGCUUUUAUAUCAGGAUCUGAUCGAAUCGUUCCUUAUGGACUAGAGUAUUUUGUAUUUUUUAUUGAAGACCCUCUGUGUGAAAAUCCAGAUAAUUCAUAUCCUUCUGCCCGUACCUGCAACUACACUCUCUUUCUCCCCAAGUACAGCAGUAAAGAAAUACUUGAGGAAAAAUUACUCUUUGCCAUAGAGUAUAAUGAAGGUUUUGGCUUGAGUUAACUCUUGCUCAGGAGCAUGUUAAAGCACAAACAAGAAAACAAGUGGUUGUUUCACUUGUAAAAUUUUUCCUGAUUUGUUCUGGUGUAGUGAUUUCUAUUCUGCCUUAUUUUUACUGCACUUUAUAAAAACACUUGAGUAUUCAACUGAGAAUGUUUAUUGAUUGCAAGAAGCAACUCAGUAACCAAUUAUAUUUACAUAGAUGCUCAUCCUGUACUUUAGUGGUCUUAUUUAGCUGAUGAGCUUUCAACAGUAAGGUUUCUGUUAUUUGUAUGUUACCAAACACACAAUCAGCGUAUGCUAAGCAGUAAUCACUGCAAGAGGGAGCUAGAGUAACAUUUUCAUCUGUAUUAGUUUAGGAUUCUUCUGGAGAAUAAUCCAACUCUAAGGAACCAUGUUCCUUCAAACUUUGAAUUGAGGAGCAGCCUGUACUUACCUGAAUACGGCCUUUGAGUUAUCUGAGAGAAGUUCUAGGAUGAGGACUUGAUCAUUCCUAGAGUUUGUCAGGACAAAUCUAUAUUUGUAAUGGAUGUUUUAUUAGUCAGUGUGAUAAUAUUUGUUGUGCUGAUUUGCAUCUUCUAAGGAGUUGGUUGGUAAUUAAUAAACCAGAAUUUUAGGCCUGCAAAACAGCUCUGACUACAGAACCUUGUGAAUAUGAGGCUUGUGAGGCUGCUGGAAGCUCACUGCCAAAACUGACACUUAGCAACAGCAGGCAAGAUGUAAAGGCAGGAGGUUUAUUUUUUUCUGUAUGUUUUAAUUUAUGUAAAAAAUAUAUAUUUAUUUAGAGAAAAUGGUUGUGAUUUUUCAGCAGUCCUCUUUCAUUUCUUAUAGUCAGUGGUCAUACAUGUGUAACGAAGGCUUUUACUGUGCUAAAUUGAUUGAUUAAAUUUCUACACUCGUG